GCAUGCUUCUCUAGCCAAUCUACCCCGGCGACCAUCCACGAUGGCGUCCUCACAUUCGUUUUUGUUGUUUCUGUCACUCCUUUGGAUCCAGCUGUCGUCAUUCGUUGCGGCAGCUCCCUGGAUCGUUACUGCCUACUACCAAGAGAACGUCUAUACCGAGUCCGACUACUACGAGACGUAUACCACCACCGAGAUCGAACAAAUCACCCCCACGGUCACCUCCCUGCCACCAGCCAAGUCCACCAUCACCUCAGUCGCCACCUAUCGCGAGUAUGGCGCUUACAAUGAAGUCAUCAACUCCAACUCCGAUAUCACUGUCAUCCAAGAGCUGUACCCCACCGGCGUGGGGGCUGAUUACUACGACUACCUCUACGACACUGAGGACGCCGCCGACAGCACGAUGUUCGUGGUCAACCUGACCUUUACGGCGCCCACAGGCUGCUCCUCGCACUGGACCACGACGACCGCGGCCGAGAUCUACCCGCCGGUCCGCGUGCAGAGCCUACUCCCCUUGACCGCGGUCUCCACCUCCCUGUCCGUCGACAACAGCCAGCCCUUCCAGCCCACCACCUACACCAUCGACAUCGUGUACGUCGACCCGACCCAGGUCCCCAGCAACUCCCUGAGCUCCCUGAGUCAGUACAACCAACCGAGCGAGCUCUACACCGGCGACGGCUGCUACCCCACCAGCACCAGCUCCUCCAGCUCGUACGGCAACGGCUACUACAACGGGUACUACAACAACUGGGACGACGAGAACUACAACUGGUUCCUCGACCCCGACUACUUCGGGAUCUCGCCGCUGGCGCUGACGCUGAUUCUGACCCUCGGCUGGAUCGGUCUGUUCCUGAUCCUGGGCUUCAUCGAGGCCUGGGUGCGCUUCCGCCGCCUGAUGACCGGCUGGCAGACCCGGCGCGGCAUCCCCGUCUUCUGGUCGCUGACCAUCCUCCCCGUGACGUUGUUCCUGCUGUGCUGGUUCCGCAAGGGCUACCGGGCGCGCUCGCAGGCCGACGGCGAGGUCCUGAAGAAGCGCUGGAAGGCGAUGAGCUUCGGGACGAAGCUCAAGCUCUUCUUCGUCUGGGGCUUCCGCUUCAAGUACCCGCCCAUGCUGGGCCCGGCCCCGGCGCGCGUCAAGACCAGCAAGCAGCCCGAGAGGACCCCCGGUCCGCGUCUCCUCGAGCCCAGUCCUGCGUCCAGUCUGGCGCCGCAGUCGAGACAGGGGUCGACGGCGGAGGCCAGUGGCGCGUUGGCUGCCGCCCCGGCUGCCGCUGCUCCCGCUGCUACUGCUGGCCCGGAGAUGGCGGAAACGUCGCACUCGACCCCGGUCGCACAUCAGCCUCCGGCAUCUUCUGCGCAUUCAAAUGCGCAGGAUGAAGAGAUUGGUCAGGCCCGCUAGUGUGCACAUCAAUUUAACCUCUGUGAGGGUGUGUUGUAAUGUGGAUAAGCGAGUUGAGCACCACCGAGG
Messenger RNA from Aspergillus aculeatinus CBS 121060, 1465 nucleotides. RefSeq lists its product as uncharacterized. The record is from RefSeq and is a predicted model, not a curated record. Lineage: Eukaryota; Fungi; Ascomycota; Eurotiomycetes; Eurotiales; Aspergillaceae. The coding region runs from base 41 to 1396 and encodes 451 amino acids. The transcript has a single exon.